Molecule: messenger RNA, 4969 nt
Organism: Acipenser ruthenus (sterlet)
Lineage: Eukaryota; Metazoa; Chordata; Actinopteri; Acipenseriformes; Acipenseridae
Product: elastin-like
Exons: 51
Coding region: 215-3097 (960 amino acids)
Molecular function (GO): extracellular matrix structural constituent
Source: RefSeq, a predicted model, not a curated record
CAGGAAUGACAAGGAUAAAAACAGCAACACCAGACUUAGGGAAAACAAUAAGUGAAAUGAUCCCUAGAACCAAGAGUCUUCGCCCUUUCUUAAUUACGUAGUGUCCAGUAUCUUGUCGGCAUAUUUUUUUCCCCCUCGAAAGCUGGUAAUUGGUAAUUAGCUAGCCAAGGAUAAAACCAGAGGUUUGGGAGAGUCUGGGGCAUUUUGGAGCGAGAUGGCUAGCAGCAUGGUUGUAUCCCUCCUUCAAGGAUUCCUACUUCUGACUCUCUGUCGACCCUCUCUCCAAGGAGGUGCCUAUGUACCUGCUGGAACUGGCUCCCUUUACCCAGGAGCUGGAGGGAUACCAGGUUACAAGCCGGCAAAACCCGCAGCUGGGCUUGGGGCUGGAGGUGUCGGAGGUGUUGGAGGUGGCUACUACCCAGGAGGGUACGGAACGGGGGUCGGAACUGGGGUCCCUGGCCUGGGAGGACUGGGUGGACCUGGAGCUGGAUACAAAGCUGCUAAAGCAGGUCUUGGACAAGCUGGAUUGGGGGCAGGAAGGAUCCCACAACUCUAUCCUGGCCUAGGUGCAGGAGUCGGCACUGGAUAUAAACAAAAGCCAGGACUAGUACCUGGCACUGGAGUAGGUGGGCUACCAGGUGGUGGAGUCCCCGGUGGAGUAGGUCCUGGAACUGGCGGGCCAGGAGUUGGGGUUGGAACUGGAGUGCAGCCUGGAGUAUCCACAGGUGCUGUAAUCCCACAAACUGGGCUCCGUCCAGGAGUGGGGGCUGGGAAGCCCCAAAAGGUACCAGGUGUUGGGGUCCCAGGCGCCUACCCUGGCGGGCUUGUUCCAGGCACAGGUCUGAGGUACCCAGGAGCAAAUGGAGUGAUCCCCGGAGUCCCCACUGGGACUGGAGUCAAACCAAAAGCAGGUUUGGGUGGAUAUGGUCAACGGCCGGGAGUCCCGUUUGGAUACCCUAUCAAAGCUCCGAAAGCACCAGGUGGCUAUGGAACACCUUAUGGUGGAGCUCUGCCCUAUGGUUACGGUGGUUUGGGAGCUGGAUUAGGAGCAGGAGCCGGAUCAAAGCCAGGAUACCCCACAGCAAAUGGUGUUGGAGCCCAGGUUGCAGCUCAGGCCCAGGCAGCAGCCAAAGCUGCUAAAUAUGGUGGUGGUGUUCCCGGGGGUGGUGUCUAUCCAGGGGCAGGAGGAGUUCCUGGUUUUUACCCUGGAGCUGGUGGAGUGGGAGUCUACCCUGGAGGUGCUGGAGUCCAGGCAGCAGCCAAAGCUGCUAAAUAUGGGGCUGGUGCCGGUCUUGUUCCUGGAGCCGGUGGAACGGGAGUCUACCCUGGAGCUGGUGGAGUGGGAGUCUACCCUGGAGGUGCUGGAGUCCAGGCAGCAGCCAAAGCUGCUAAAUAUGGGGCUGGUGCCGGUCUUGUUCCUGGAGCCGGUGGAACGGGAGUCUACCCUGGAGCUGGUGGAGUGGGAGUCUACCCUGGAGGUGCUGGAGUCCAGGCAGCAGCCAAAGCUGCUAAAUAUGGGGCUGGUGCCGGUCUUGUUCCUGGAGCCGGUGGAACGGGAGUCUACCCUGGAGCUGGUGGAGUGGGAGUCUACCCUGGAGGUGUUGGAGCCCAGGUUGCAGAUCAGGCUCAGGCACAGGCAGCAGCCAAAGCUGCUAAAUAUGGGGCUGGUGCCGGUCUUGUUCCUGGAGCCGGUGGAACGGGAGUCUACCCUGGAGCUGGUGGAGUGGGAGUCUACCCUGGAGGUGUUGGAGCCCAGGUUGCAGAUCAGGCUCAGGCACAGGCAGCAGCCAAAGCUGCUAAAUAUGGGGCUGGUGCCGGUCUUGUUCCUGGAGCCGGUGGAACGGGAGUCUACCCUGGAGCUGGUGGAGUGGGAGUCUACCCUGGAGGUGUUGGAGCCCAGGUUGCAGAUCAGGCUCAGGCCCAGGCAGCAGCCAAAGCUGCAGCCAAAGCUGCUAAAUAUGGGGCUGGUGCCGGUCGCGUCCCUGGAGCAGGUGGAACGGGAGUCUACCCUGGAGCUGGUGGAGUGGGAGUCUACCCUGGAGGAAUUCCUCAGCUUGGUGCUAAACCUCCAAAAUAUGGUGCUCCCCUUCAGCCGGGAGCCGGUGUUCUUCCGGGAGCGGGAGUCUACCCUGGAGCUGGUGGAGCGGGAGUCUACCCUGGAGCUGGUGGAGCGGGAGUCUACCCUGGAGCCGGUGGAGCGGGAGUCUACCCUGGAGGAAUUCCUCAGCUUGGUGCUAAACCUCCAAAAUAUGGUGCUCCCCUUCAACCAGGGGCCGGUCUUGUUCCUGGAGCUGGUGUUGUUCCUGGAGCUGGUGUUGUUCCUGGAGCUGGUGUUGUUCCUGGAGCUGGUGUUGUUCCUAAAGCUGGUCUAAUUCCUGGAGCUGGUCUAAUUCCUGGAGCCGGGGGUGUUGCAGGGCUACCUACCAGAGCAGGGCUACCUCAAGCUGGUGGCCCAACACUAACCCCUGGGGAAAUUGACAUUCCAGGCGGACCGACGGGUGUAACCACUGGGGGCAAGCCUCCUAAACCCAUUGGUACAGGGGUUGUCCAGCCAGGUCCUGGUACAGGGGUCCUGCCUGGUGACGGAGUUGGUCCGGGAGGUGUUCAGCCUGGCACUGGUGUUCUGCAGCCUGGGGUAGGAACGGGACUGGUUCAGCCAGGUGUCGGUACAGGACUUGUUCAGCCAGGUGCUGGAGCUAAACCUCCAAAACCUGCAGGUGGAUAUCCUUAUGGCCAGGUGUAUGGAGCAGGUGGAUACCCCUAUGUGCCAGGACUGUACCAGCCUGGCGUCGGAACAGGUGUGAGGUAUCCAACUGGUGUGGGACUGGGAGGUAAAGGGCCCAAACCAGGAUAUGGUGGCUACGGCGGUGGUUUACAAGCAGGUGGAGUCCCAGGUUACGGUGGCUAUCCACAGGCUUACCCAGGAGCUGGAGCACAGCAGAAAUGCAGACAGGCAGGAUAUGGGCAAGUUCCUGGCCAGCUAGGGCAGCAAGCUAAACCCUCCAAACAGUAUGGUGGAGCGAUGGGCUUGCUGGGACCAUACAGAGGGGGUGUUCCCUGCGCGCAAGGCAAAUACUGCGGGCGAAGGAGAAAAUAAAAGACCUGGGAAUGAAGUGACCUCAAGAAUUUAUGGUGCUACUGCAUAAUCUAAAAUGUAAAUGGUGUUGCAUUAAAAAAAAAAAAUCCCCUUUUUCGUGUACAAAAUAAAAAAUGACACUUGGAUAAAGGAUUUUUAAGCUUGGUUAUACCAGAUAAAUAUUAAAUUGGAAGGGAAGGUCAUUAAAAUGCAAUACACCAGGCCAUACCCUUGUGAAUAUCGUUAUACUACUUAUGCAUACUGGCAGCAUAUACUUGAGAUAAGUGUACUGUGUCUGUAGUAUACUGCUUUCUCAUAAGGAUAAGCCUUGUGUAAUAACGUCUGUAUUAUAGUGAACCUGCUUGAGUGUGUCUUUAUCUCGCUUGUGCUGUCUCAGUGUAGGGAAGCCCCAGCAUCAAUGAAGCUUUAUACAUUGCCCAUUUUUCACUUCUGCUGUAUGCAUGCAUCUAAAUUCUGCUUGCGUGCAAUGGAAGUUUAAAACAAGGUGUUUUAUUGCAGUAAUGCACGUUGCUAUCAGGUUACACUCAUUAACAAAAAAAAACAUUCUGCUGGUUUUUGAAAGCUAAUGCACUUUUAUACCAUGCCUUUCUGAUCCAGUGUAGUUUCAUCUUUUAAAAGUAAUUAUGAGAUAACGACGAAAAGAAAGUGGUUUGUACAGGUGUAGUCCAUCAAAUCGUUUAUUAAGGAACUGAUAUCUGUUUGGCAUUUUUAAAGACACAUAGCCAGGAGCAUUAUGUUAGAGGGGGUGGAGGGGAUUGGUGUCCUAUGAGAAAUACAAAAACACCUCCAGCCUAUCACUAGGUAGUUCAUCCAGCCCUAUCCUUCAUUAGCACGUUUUCAUCUAUUUCCUUGUCUUAUAGUUAAUUGUAUGAUGAGCUUUCUGCUCUGAAGAAGAUUAUAGCAUCAGCAUAACUUUCAACACUGAGGUGGACUCCUGAAGCUGUGUCUCCUCAACACUUAUCACCAAAAUAAAAAAUACAGUAAAAUAGUUUCGGACCAUUCAAGUCAGCCAGUCACAGGUUUUUGAGCACUUCCCCAUUAUUUGAGCACAAAUGAAUUGCCAUAAUGCUGAACACGUUUGAAACACAGUCGCUUCUGCUCAAUGAGAUUUAACAACACGACGCAUAACUAGUGCUUGUUUUGGAAGAAAGCAAUCAAAUACUGGUAACGGUCCCGUACAGUAUUGUGAAUUACAGUUUAUAGGUUUUAACUUUAUUGAAUAAUUUUCCCCACAAAAAAAGGGGAAAGAGGUGCUUCAGUUCAUCUUGAACUCCCAGUAAUUAACAAACAGUUUACACUAUAUUAUGCAUCGUGCUCAAUGUUUGUGUUUUUUUAACUUUGGGUCGUGGAGCUGAACAGUUAGUCAGGCAGUCAAUCUAGGCUUUUGAAAUGCCAUUUGUCUAAUUGUGCACCAUUUUAACUUGACUUUUUAUAUCUUUCUCCUCCAUUUUUAAAAAUGUGUAAAUUAUAAAAUGAAAGCAGUACGUUUUGUUUUCAUUUUGCUUGUGCAAUUACUUAGCUACUGUGGAUUAUUAGUGUAUUUUCUUAAGUUAAUUCCCUGAAAAGGAAAUAGGAGACCUUUUGUGAUGGUGUUGCCAUGUAUGAGUGUGGACUACAGGCUGAAGUAUAACUUGUUCUAGUACGGUAUGCUUAAAGGCAUGUGUAGCUCAAGUCUUCUGAAAAAGAAAUGUUUGAUAGAGAAGGUCUACUUGAACAAACAGACCCCUUAUUUUUGCCUGGCACAAUACAUGGGAAUGCCGGCUGUUUGAUUUGCUGUAUCUAUACCUGUUUCUGCUCUAGUUAUUUUAUACCAACAGUACUGUAUUUGGACUGACUUUGAGCCCUGAAAUAAAAACUCUCUUUGUCUUUCAA